Molecule: messenger RNA, 609 nt
Organism: Penicillium verrucosum
Lineage: Eukaryota; Fungi; Ascomycota; Eurotiomycetes; Eurotiales; Aspergillaceae
Exons: 2
Coding region: 1-609 (202 amino acids)
Source: RefSeq, a predicted model, not a curated record
AUGGUUGGUGGUGGUAGGCAUGGCGGAAGCACAGUGGCCAUGACUUUUGGAAGACCCAUGAUGGAUGGUGGUUACGGUGGAUGGUGGUGGCCAUGGUGGUGGUCAAGACAGAAGGUGGUCAAGACAGGUGGUGGUCAAGACAGAAGGUUGGUCAAGACGGAUUGUGGUCAAGACGGAAGAAGGUUGGUCAAGACAGAAGGUGGUCAAGACAGAUUGUGGUCAAGACGGAUGGUAGUCAAGACAGAAGGUUGGUCAAGACGGAUUGUGGUCAAGACAGAAGAAGGUUGGUCAAGACAGAAGGUGGUCAAGACAGAUUGUGGUCAAGACAGGUGGUGGUCAAGACAGGUGGUGGUCAAGACAGAAGGUUGGUCAAGACGGAUUGUGGUCAAGACGGAAGAAGGUUGGUCAAGACAGAAGGUUGGUCAAGACGGAUUGUGGUCAAGACAGAAGAAGGUUGGUCAAGACAGAAGGUGGUCAAGACAGAUUGUGGUCAAGACGGAUGGUAGUCAAGACAGAAGGUUGGUCAAGACGGAUGGUAGUCAAGACAGAAGAAGGUUGGUCAAGACAGGUGGUGGUCAAGACAGAAGGUGGUCAAGACAGAUAAGGUGA